Cladocopium goreaui is the source of this 10917-nucleotide messenger RNA. The record is from the annotation of a GenBank genome assembly. NCBI's taxonomy places the organism in Eukaryota, Dinophyceae, Suessiales, Symbiodiniaceae.
GACGGGGUCUGGAGAGGCUUUGUCGGUCAGGUGGGCGACCCUGGAACCAACAUCGGCCACCUGGUGGGGCUAGUUUGGCGGGUGGCAAGGAAACACGUGUUCUUAGCCAAUGGCGGUUUGGAGGCAGACUUCCAAGAUAUCGAACCGUGGGACUUCACUCGGAAUCCUGGCCAAGCUGCAGCACCAGCAAGUCCACCCAAGGCAUCAUCAGUCAAGGAGAACGUUUUGAAGAUGGCCAGCCUAGUGGAUCAGACGGAUGAAUCUGAACUGUUGCCGGCUAGCAUGGACAAGGUGCAGGAGUGGACGCAGAGGUACAUCACGUUGAUGAGAGCACCUCCAGAAGAGGAGGAGGAGGCGACAGAUGCCCAGCUUGCAGUACUCCACAAACGGACUGUGGUGCUGGGACACCCUCCUUACGUGGAUUUCUCAGUUUGGACGCCGUUUGGAAGACGUUCGCUUAGGUCCCAAAAGUUCAGGACUUAUGUACCCCUUGGUGAUGGCUCCUACAUCAUCAAGGAGCUGCCGGGCCCACAGAAUUUGACUCAGUGGAUGGCGUGCUGGAGGGUUUUCAAAGUGGCGGCAUUGGCACUGGGCAUAGUCAGCCUGGCAGCGUUGCAACAGUACGAGAAGGCCAUUGAGAAGCUGACAUUGCAAUGGCCGUUGGCUUGGGGCUUGAUAGUUUUGGCAGAUGAUAAAGGUCGUGCCGAACGUUUGGAGAAGAUCAGGCGCAAUGUCAUGAUCGACCAGCAGGCGGGCAGGGUGCUACCUUUGGAUUGGGACGAACAAAAUCCUUGGUCGGCCUGCUUCAAGAUGCUGGCCAAGGACGAGCAAUAUUGGUCAGAACAAGUUAGGCAUCCUGCAGCAGCAUGGACGGCGGCAGGGAGUCAUGGAGUACCUGUAGCGCCGGCUGAAGCCAUAGCUGCAACUCAUGUGGUUGGGGGCUCGGACGUGUUGCAGGCGCCCAAAGAAGAAAAGGAUGAGAGGAGGCGUCAAGCAAACAGAGACAAGCGGUCAGCUCGUAAGAGGAGGCAAUGGGAAGACCGAGAAGAGCUGUGCAAGUUGAAGAGCCAGAGAUCGGACUCGGACAAGGGUCAGGGCAAAGGACAGAACCAAGGCAAGGGGAAGUCAAAAGACAAAACAGGAGCAGAAAUAUGCUUCUCAUGGGCGCAGGCCAAAGGCACGUGCGCUGAUGUACCCGUAGGGAUGGAGGAAGACAACGUGGACUGGGACCCUGAUGACGUCAGUGUCAUCCAGGGCGAAUGGCAUCCUCAGGCGCUUGAGCUGCUGCGGUCGACGGGGGACUUUGCAAAGUAUAAGGAGUCCCGGACCUUCAGGUUUGUGCACUUGUUCAGCGGGGCCAGGGACGUGCUGAAGCCGGCGUUGGAGAAGGCAGCAGCCAAGGAGGGGUUGCGCAUCAAGGUGGAGUCCUACGACAGGGACGGGCCGCAGAAGCAGAACCUGGCAGAUGAUAGGCCGUACAUGGACUUGCUGGAGACGGUCGACACCAUUGAUGGAAUGCACGCCGGGUUUCCAUGCGGAAGCUUCAGCAUGGUGCGCAACAGGCCGGGGGGCCCACCGCCGGUAAGGAGCCGGGAGUUUCCCUAUGGCCUCCCGACGAAUGAUGUCUUGCAGCAGAAGGAGGCAGACACCGGCACAGUUCUGGCAGUUCGGUCAUCCAUGUUGGCCUCCAAGGUGUUGGACAACCACCGCAAGAGGAAGGUGGGCGAGGUGGCAACAUUAGAAAAUCCACCGGGCUCAGAGGCCGGCCAAGACUGCCCUGCAUGGCUUCUUCCAGAGAUCGUGGACUUCCUGAAGGUUUACCAAGCACAAAAUGCAUUUUUCAACUCGUGCAUUUACAUGCAGGGCAAGCACCGAUGGCUUAAGCCAGCACGCUGGUCGGGUCGACUGCAGGACCUUGAAGAGCUGGCUGGAAAGUGCGCCUGUCCAUCAUGGGUGGUCCACGAGAUGCUGAGGGGCAAGGACAAGACAUCAGCUGCGGCAGAGUACCCUGCAGCUCUGGCAGAGCGCUAUGCCAACUUGGUCAUCAAGGUCUUCAAGCAGAACCUGCAGUUGGAGUUCUGGAGGUAUAAGCUGCAGACCAAGGAAGGCGAGGUGAACAAGCUGCAGAAGAACUGGGUGAAGAGCAGGGAGGCUAGAACGCCACCUCCCCCCAGCGCAGAAGGAAUGGCAUCAUCAUCGAAAAGAGCCUGGCAGGUCGGGGACAUAUCCAAGGACUUGAUCCCCCGGCCAGAUUUGAUGUCCAAGAAGCAGCGCAAGGAGAGCAUUCCGCACUACGCCUCCAAGUGGGGGAUGCGGGCUUGGAUGCAGCGCUGUCUGCAGCGCCCCCCAGAACACCUCGACGUCACCAGUGGGCAAGCCAUGUCGGCUACCUGUCGACGUCGGGUGCGCUGUCACUCCGCCGUGCCGCUGCUUGUUGCUCCGCGGCGCUGGGAGAUGCUGCGCUUGCGUAUAGAUGGAGCACGUGAGAUUUUGAUUUCGAGGCUGCAGCAGUUUCUUGCAGGAAUUGAUGCCUGGCUUUUGCAGUCGCCUCUGUGCCAAAAACACCUGAAGUUGCGUUUCAAUGUGCUGCAACGUCCAGCCCUCAGAUUGCCAACGCCAUGGAUUCGCAAUGCGCACAACCAGCCGGUCCAAGGGGAUUGGUACAAGGGGUCGAGCGAUGAUUACGACUAUGGUUAUUGGAAUUACGAGAUCGCGCGCGGUCCGCCUAUCAGUGCUGUCAACCCUUGUGAAUGGUCAAUGGCCAUCAAACUGGGGCAAAAGAAUGCUUACAUUCAACAAGUUGGUGACGGGAAACAGAGUGAGUACAACUUGGUGUGUGUUCGAAGCCUUGAUGAUUUAUUGGAAAUCCAAGACAUGAGAAAAGCCAUGGAAUGUCUGUCUCCUUUAUCUGUUUUGAUUGAUGGUAAAGUUUCAUUGGCUGAAGGUCGGCAUGUGAAGGUGUCAGUUAAACGUGGCCCAAAUAGAAUGAAACUUGAAGAAAUGACUUUUGCUUGCCUUGGUUUGGCUUCUUUGGCUCCCAAACCUAGGGAUCCCAAAACUAUCAAUCUUCAGAAAUAUCAGCCUGAUCCCAAAGUCUCCAUCCGGGUCUGCGCUCCUGCUCAGUAUCGAGAGGCCUUUUUGCCACAAGGGGAAUGGGACAAAGCGAAGUCCAUUUUGACCGAAAUGGCCAACUGGCAAGUGACGCCCGUGUCAACCCUUGUCGGCGGAACAUGGCAAUGGAAAAAAGUAGGCAAGUGCCAUACUCUUGUCGGCCACCUUCGUGUGAGCCCUAAGGUGGCUGCUGCUCUUGAAUCUCAAAGCGGAAAGCGGGCGAUAUUUGUCACAACUACUGGGGUUGGGCGCCGUCCUGAAAAGGUCAAAUGGCUGCUCAAAGCGGCUUCCAUGACUUGUGAUAAUUAUCUCCGGGAAAGCAUGAAUGAGGCCAUUGCUCGUGGCCAAUCCUUGAAAUUUCGGAUGGGUGGAGGUUCGGAUAUUGGUAUCCUGUAUCUUCCCACUGAUAGCAUACCCAAAAAGAAUAUCCACGUUCAUAUUGACGGUGUCCCGAGAAGUUGGGACGCCACGCAUGUCACGACUUUCAUGGAAGAACAAGGGUGGGAACAAGUUGUGCCCAUCACCUGGAGAAAUUUCCGUCGCCAGGUCAAAUGGAUUUUGAAAGCUCAGCCUCCUGAUGAUCCUUAUGAUCAAACCAAUUCCAAUUGCACUUGGCAUUAUGUGGACGAUGUUGACCAAAGUUUAGAAAUCCAUGUCACUAAGGCGGAGGGUCGGUUUCCUAAGCCUCAGCAUGUGCAGCCUGCCACUCCUCCAAAGCGCAGGUUCGAAACACAGAAACGAACUCAUGCGGAUCAUGAAGUUCUUGAUACACAGAUGGAUGAACCUGAAAACAGUGAAGAAGAUGAAGAGGCCGUUGAGGGUGAUGGCAACGGCCAAGAGAAAGAACGCCCCAGAAGCCGAAGCCCAGCUAGGGUUAAGCCGAAAAAGUUGAACUUCAAAGAAACCACGGAAAUGAUCAAACCGGAAUGGGAUGAAGUUGCUGAUCUUAUUAACAACAAAGGUUUUGAAGAAGUUGAUUUUGGGGGAAACGGAGAUUGCGGAUUCAGGGCCAUUGGCUGCGCCUUGGAUUACUACAAAGAUCCUACCCAAGUCAGGACGCCAGAACAAUGCCAACGUGCUGGCGCCAAACUCAGAAGUCAGGUGGUGACCCACUGCCGCAAACAUGAAAAGAGCUUCCUUCCCUUUUUCGCCCCUGAUCCUGAAACCGCUAACGAGGAUCCUACUUUGCAAUCACAAUCCUCGUUUCAAGAUUGGCUCGAUGCUAUGGGUCGACCUCGAACCUGGAUUGAUGGGGUCGCACUGAGGGCCCUGUCCAUCAAAACGGGUCAUGUGAUUGUAAUUUGGAAGAAGGAAAACAAGAAGGCGCCGUGGCGGCGUACCACGUUGGCUCCUACCUUUGACCAAGGAUGGGCCAAAGCUGCUAAGGGAACCCAGCCAAUUGCUGUCCUUUUGAAGGAUGAUCACUACACUUGGCUCAAACCUCCACAAAAAGAGACCGUGCCCAAUGCAUGGUUAAAAGAAACGGUUUUUCCUGCCAGACAUGACCUUCAAGGUUGUUUGCUUGCUUGCAGUGCUGUCACUCGUGCGGUCCAUGCCGCAAUGGAAAAAGUGUCUGAUCCUGAUUUUGCCCCUACGGCAUUGACAGUAGAAGAGGACGCCGAAAGACUGGAAACUCCAGACGAAUUCGAUGUAGUUUGUCUUCAGGAAGCCAACAUGUCUGAUGUCGAAAUUAAGGUCUUGGCAGCUGCUGCUUGGAAAUCAGGCGUUCAGGUCGGUCACAUGUGGGUGGGCAACGUGUAUUGUGCCCAUCAUCCUGAAAGAGAAGCUUUCAUGACGGAAGCUUUCCAGCUGUGUCACUCAUGGUCCCCGAAUGUUUGGACUCUUGUGGGUGAUUUCAAUGACACCCCUGAGGAAUCGCCUUUGGCCUUUGGCCUUACCUCUUCAGGUUACAGCUCUUGUUUGCCACCUCCUGGGGUUAGCAGUAGAUGGGAAAGCCAACGGGUCAUCGAUUUUGCGAUUUGCAACGGUACUAUCUUGGACUCCACUUUGAAGAUGUGCCCCGAACGUUACAGUGAUCACAAAGCUUUUUACUUUGACGUCAAAGCUGAAGGUGCAGAUGGGGCUCUUACUAAGGUUGUGAUGGUUCCAGCAAACGUGUAUUUGCCUCAAGAUACCGACCGAGGUAUCGAUUGGACAGAACGCCUGGCGGAUGCCUGGCAACAAAAUAGACAAGUUUGGCAGGAAAUUAAAGUGAAAGCUGAACAAGAAAUCCGCGAAGCCGACAACAUGUCAGAAGCGGUCAAACAGCAUAAAAGUGAUCGAAUUUGGGACCACCUGAAUUUGUUACUCGAAACGUUUCUUCAGAAACAGGCUCAGUGGGCUCAGGAACAUGAGUUGCCUAUGCGGCCCUACAGAAAAGCUAAACGGGCCAAGGGGUCCAUCCCCACUUUUCGUCACGUCCCUUUGGUCAUCCACCAACCCCACGCUCCGAAUGACUCAAAUCAGCUUCGCACUAGGAUGCGGUUGUGGGGAAGGCUCAGUGAGGCCGAGAGAAGACAGCAUCAUGACAACGCUGUUGAGAAUUCUAAGGAUCUUCAAAAGCUUUGGAAGCGCAUCCGCAGAUGCCCUCUGUACCAAGCAGGAAUGACUGCCAAGGAUGCCGAAACUGAGGUUCAGCGUCAAACCGAUGCGAGCCGGCAGCGCAGACUUAGCAAUUGGAAGGUUCGCUUGCAGCAAGAGAACGCUCAGGUCUUUCGAUGGGUGCGGUCCUCCGAAUCGGCACCCACUGUUACCUUGUAUGACGACGAAGUCGAUCCUGAUGACCCAGCUAGCAUGGACAGCUCUGGUGCCUUGGUCAAAAUCGAAUCCUUUUGGCAGAGAGUUUGGAACCGUGACAAUAGCGAUGCUUGGACUCCGCAGCAAUAUCUUCGUGAAUAUGGCGGGGCCCCUGAAGUCGAAGAAAAUUGGAGCCCUGUUUCUGCGCAGGCUCUUAGUGCCUCGGCUGCUAGACAAAGACACCGAGCCGGGGGCCCUGACGGCUGGACUGGCAGCGAAAUGGCAGCUUGGCCUUACAACAUGUGGGCUGACCUGGAAUUUGUGGUGUUUCAAGCCUGGGAGCAGCUGGGAUGUUUCCCAAAGUGCUGGCACUUCAUGACACAGGUGAUGCUUCCCAAAGGAAACGGUCAAAGGCUCUCUGACAGCGCCACCCCGACCAGCAAACUUCGACCAAUAAGCCUCAUGUCUUGUUGGUGGAGAAUUUAUGUGAGUGCCCGCUUAGAUGGGGACAUCGAAAGACGUUGGUUGGAAUCGCAUUUGUUGACUACCCAGGCUGGAGGUAGGCAGCCUACCAAGCGUCAAGAUAUGAUGCAGUUAGAAGAGCUGUGCAAUGGAGUGACUGAAAACCUUUUUGCCUUAGGCGCUGCUAUGGGUUUUGGGUCCAUGCUGCCUAAGGAACAAGGCCGCAUCGAAAAGGCAAUGGCUUGUGCUGCUAAGGUUCGUUUGGCUCCUAUCUCAGCAGCUCGAAGAUCGUUUGUUGGCGCACUUGCCGCAGGUAGCAAAGCAACUUACGGGUGGUUGGUCCGUGCUCCCCCUGGAACCGGGCUCAUGUCUAAGUUGGAAACUCGUCUCCGAAGGGUGGGCUACUGCCAUCGCAUGUCCUCUCCUGCGCUCAUUAGGUUGGUGAUGGGUCACCCAGUGGACAUUCAGUUUCAAUCUGGUGCGGCGCUCAUCGGUGCGGUUCAUCGCACUGUUCGUCGGAUCCGAAGAAUCUUCAGUGAUUGGGACCUCUCUGGAGGUGCAGGUACGGUGGCAACUAAGGUGGUAGUGCUUUGCGGGUGGUGGGCCCUCUGCUGCGUGGUGCAGCGGAAUGGUGAGAAGGAGAACGAGUUCUACCUUGGGGGCAUGCGCAACCCAGAUGUAUCAGUCUCCAAGCUGCACAUGGUGGCCAGCGUGGGCAUGGACAUCAGCAGAGCGUGGAACAGGUUCAUCAAGGACAACCCGAAGGCCCUGGACAUUGCAGCGACUUAUGGGGGGCCUGACUGCAAACCCGACCUGGAGACGGCCAACAACUGGAGGGCUGCUUUGGAAAAGAUGCUGAAGGCCAAGGAGUUCGAGGACGUCAUCAUCAGGGAGGACUAUGAGUUCCGAACCCCGCUCAACACCAAGUUGCUGGCGGCCUGGCAAAGGGCGACCCGAGACCCGGAGGUGUAUGUGGUCGAUUGGGCGCGUCGUGGGGUGCCCUUGGGCAUGAACAAGCGCAUCGACACUUGUGGCAUCUUUCCGGCAGCCCGGGACGAGUACAUGGAGCAUGGUGAUGCACCGCCCCUCGAGCUGAUGGAAAACACCCGUAACUACACCAGCUUCUACGACCUGAUGGAUGCGGCCAAGGAGGAAAUCGGCCGAUAUGUGGACAAGGGUUUUGCCAUCGUCAGGGACAUGGAUUGGAUCGCUGACAGAUUCAGCUCAGGCACGGUUUCCAGAAUGGGGCUCAUCCAGAAGAUCAAGGACGAUGGGAGAGUGAAGAACAGGGUGGUGGUUGACAUGCUCCGCUCUGGCGGAAACUCAAGGAGCUCAGUGCCUGAGAGGUUGAUCCUUCCUCGCGUCCAGGACGUUUUGCAGGGCGCAAGGAGGCUGUAUUCAUUCCAGGACGACCUGAAGGCAUUGGCAGAACGAGAAGGCCAAUUCAUCCUGUACACGGCGCUGCUCUUCGGCUUCAAGGCAGUCCCACUUCUCAUGGCCAGGUUGGCGGCGAUGUUCACGCGCUUCCUGCAGAGCCUCUUGGCAAAGGGCGAGGGCGUCAUUCAGACCUACAUGGAUGACCCGCUGAUCUUGUUGGCGGGCACGGACGCCAGGAGAAACCGCACCCUGGCCUUGCUGCUCUACAGCAUGUGGGCGCUGGGCAUCAACAUCGCCUAUCACAAGGGCGAACGAGGCCUUCGAGUGACAUGGAUUGGGGUCGUCUUCGAGCUGGACUUGGAGCGGGAGGUGCUCAAGCUGACGGUGUCCCGCAAAAUGGCGAACGAGCUUCAUGAGAAGCUGAAAUCCUGGGAAACAGGCAUGAUCAGCCUGAGAGACCUCAGGGCGACGACCGGAAGACUCAGCUGGUUGGCCGGGAUCCUUCCAAGAUGCAGAUGGGCCGUUUCCAUUCUCUACGCCGUGGUGGCAGCAGCCGAGAAAGACGCAAGAGACGGAACGGAGGAAGCGAGGGCGGCCAACAGGCCAUCGGAUCAGAGGCCAAAGCCCUUCCUGGUCCCCGCCGCCCGGGUCAAGUUGCCACGCCAAUGGCUCGUGACGUUCCUGGAGCGGGCCGAGCAGUUUAUGCUGCGUACAGAGGCGUUCUACCCCAUGCACCCGGACUUGGCCAUCAUCACGGACGCUUCUCCCCAAGGUGUAGGAGCAAUCCUCUGCUACGUCAACUUGGGCCGUGGGGAACUUAUCCCAUGGGCAGCAAUGGAAGCCCCAGUGCGCAAGGAAGACACAGACUGGCUGGGGCUGGAGUUUGGUGAGGCCUCAUCACAAGGGGCCCUCGAAGCAUGGGCAGUGCUGCUGGCGGUGCGUAUGUGGAAAACCCGCCUGCGGCAAGUGCCACUGCUCAUCAAGUCCGACUCGACGGUGGCGCUGGCAAUCGCACAGAAGCUGUCCAGCCCCUCCCCCACAGUCAAUUGGGUAGGGGCGGAACUGGCGUUGCGCCUCGAGUGGCUGGACGUGCCCAAGCUCAUCGUGCACCACCUGCCGGGGCGCUUCAAUGUAGAGGCGGACUGGCUCUCGCGACCCCACGAGCGCCCAGCCGAAGUGCCGUGGGCGUUGCGGGGAGUCAAGAUUCAGAAAUUCGAAGGGGAGGCCAGGCGACGUUCUCAAGUGCCGCCCCCCGGUGUUGCCCCCCAGAUGUGGGGUGCCAAAUCUGAGACCAUCUUGCAAGCUUUCGAGUGUAGGCAUCAAGCUUGCAUGGCCGCAGCCAUUUGGGAAAUCCAGCAGCAUGGAGUUGGUAGCUACGGAGUCGCUACCUGCCACGGCCGACAACGACUGGCCAUGGGCGCUCCUUUUCGUGCUGGUGGGUUGGAUGGGCCUUCUAAUGGCCCUAUGCAAGGGCUGCUGCAAGCUCUGCCUGACAUUACAGGCCACGCGCAGAGCAAUGGAGGGAGGCCGGGCGUGGAAAGAUCAGACAUGCCCUUGCUGCAGUACAUGUGUGGGGAAGCCUUCUCGUUCCACCCAAACCUCACCGGUGGCAGCAAGAGGCCGAGAGGAGGACCCUUGGCCAAAGCAAAGGUCAACAACACCAGAAAGGCGCUGCACAUACCCAACUCACAAAGGCAGCCCAGACCUCGUCAAGGCCAUGGCAUGCAGGGCAAGGCCGAUCAUGUUGGAUAUGGGGAGAGAGGCCUCAAGGCCACAUGCGGCGCACCCAAGUUGUCCAGCUGGACGAUGACAGGGGCAGUUAACGUGGACCCCAUGAAGUGGGAAGGGGUCAAGGAAUCGAAUAACAGGCCCAGAGAGCAGGAGACGGAAGGGAGCGGUGAGGGUCAUGGACGAGCUGAAGGUGCUCCCAGGGCAGAUGGUAGAAGAAAAGGCUCUAUGGAAAAGGCCUUCGAAAUAGCAAGCAACAGUUCGGACUUCAGGAAGGCUGUGGAGGGCCUCACAAAGAACUUUUGGGCCAAAAGUACCACCGCGGUCAAGAGGUCGCGGAGACAGGAGGUGCUCAAGUUGGCCGAGAUGGUUAUGGGGCGGCUCCCAGUCUUCCCCCUAACAAAAGGGGGGGUAGAAGGCGUAGCAGCGGCAUUAAAGGCAGCUGAACUGGCUUCUGGGGACCAGUAUCUCAACGAGCUGAAGCUGAUGCACGUGGAGGCAGGUCACCCCAUCGAGGCCUGGCUGAUGAGGGUGCUGGCGCUGUGCAAGAAAUCGCUCACAAGGAACAGAGGCCCUGUGAAAAGAGCCCCGGAGGUGACGCUGGAAUCUAUACCAUGGACGGCCUGGAGUUUAAGGGGAGGCCAUAAAGUGCCGUUGGCCACGUUGGCCUUUGCCUGGGGCGUGGCUUGGAUGCUCCGGGUGAUCGAGCUCUCACGAGUCAAAUGGGAGCAUGUCUCAUGGGACAUGGUCAAAAGGACCGUGAGGCUGUAUAUCCCGCAGUCCAAGGCGGACCAACAGGGCCUCGGAGUGGCUAGGACGCUACAGUGCUGCGGUGAAUCGCCCUGCUGGAGGGGGUGUGCAUGGUCCCUUCUGGUCAAGCUGAGACAACUUCGAGGCCGACUUGCUGCAGGCGAUGGUAACGGCGGGAUGUUCCUGAACAACAAAGGCUCAACGCCGACAAAGAAGGAAAUGGUGGACAGCUGGAAGGAGCUGUUCAAGGUAGAUGUUGCCGGCCACUCGGCCAGACGCACGGGAGCUAUGGCGUACGUGCGGCGGGGCAUGUCCAUCAGAGACCUGGCCUACUUGGGCAGGUGGAAGUCGUCGGUCGUGUUAGUGUACGCGGAGGAGGCGCUGGAAUCCACACCGGCAAACAGAAGCCUCAAGGCCCCGGAAACACAACGACCGAUGGUGCAGAAGGAGACGCAAGAAGCUGGAGACAGAACCCCGGCUAGGCAGCGUGCGCAAGUUGAAGAAGCUCCUUGCCCGCUGGUCAGACCCAAAGCAAACUCGCUAUGGGUGAGGUCCACAGAAAGGGGUGGCAACGGCCCAUUGCAUCUGGUGGAGAACGCCGAUUGGAGCAUCCCCAUGUUCCAGUGGACCUCGGCAUGCGGAUGGGCAUUUGCAAAAGCCUCAGCACACGUGGCCUUUGUCACGAACCCUGGGUUUUCGUCCACAAGAUGCAGGAAGUGUUCGACCAUGGCAAAGCUGCGCGACGAGGUCAAG